UUUAUUGUUUCCCUUCUACGUGACUUUACCGAAAGAACCAAGAAUAUGAAUCCCUGCAGUCACGAAAUCUUUAAAUCAAGAUUUCCCUCCAGUUCUGACAUUCAUAGUUGUCAUGAAACUAGAGGAUUUCCCUCCAUAUCUGGCAUGCAUAGUUAAAUGAAACGAGAGGAUUUCCCUCCAGACCCUGGCAUGUGGAGCUCGCUGAAGUCUCGACCCGGCAUUCGCAAUGCCGCGAGCGUCUUUAACCCUCAGCCCUGAACUUGACCGCCCGCUCUGCGCGACGAACAUUCCGCCGCUUUAAGUGCCAGCUGUUUAUCAAGCAACGCGACGACAACAACGACGAACAACAGCAGCAGCAUCAGCACGUCUAUCACGAGCCAUGUAUUGGCUCAGUCCCGUGGCGCUGAGCGUCACCCGAGUAGGCCGCACUCGGGGUCCGCGCAGCCUACCCUCUUGCCUGGCGGCUUUGCGGGGUCACGGCGCGCCCUGGGCGGCCGGGGAGUGCAGGGCGGCGGGGACCGCGCCUCGGCGGGGACCGCGUGAAGAGGCCCUUCGCUGCUUUCGGCUGCCGCAGCGCGAGGUCGUGAGGGUGGACGGGAAAGACUCGGCGAGCUUUCUGCAGGGGUUGACGACUGGCGACAUGGCCCCGUUCAUGGAGAGUGGUGGCGGUGGUGAUGUAGAAGGAGGUGGUGGUGGUGAUGCUGGUGGUGGUGAUGGUGGUUGUGGCGGUGUUUAUGGACACUUCUUGAACGUGCAGGGACGGGUUAUGUACGACGCGUUGUUCUACCGGAUACAGGUGGCCACUCAGCCCGACCCCAGCAUUCUCAUAGAGUGCGACUCGAGCAUCACCCAGGAGCUGCAGAAGCACCUGAAGGUCUACAAGAUUCGGCGGAAGGUCGCCGUGCGCGACCCCGACCCGCCGCUGCACGUCUGGGCAAUCCUGCCGCCCGAUGGGCAGCUUCUUCUACCGCCGCACCUGGGGGUCACGUUGAAGGUGGACGGGUCGAGGGUGGUGGCGGCGUGCCGAGACCCCAGGACGGAAGCCAUGGGCUGGAGGCUGGUGCUGGACUCUGCGUGCACGCCCGCAGAGUGGCUUCCUGACUGCGAGAUUGGAGAGCUGGCGGAUUACAACAAGCAUCGCUACCGGUUGGGCAUGGCCGAGGGCGUGAAGGACCUCCCCCCGGGAGUGGCCCUGCCGCUGGAGUCGAACCUGGUCUACGCCAACGGCGUGAGCUUCAGCAAGGGCUGCUACCUGGGCCAGGAGCUGACGGCGCGCACGCACCACACAGGCGUCAUCCGCAAGCGCCUCAUGCCCGUGUCUCUGCUGCACCUGCCGGAGGGCACGAGAGUCGUAGAGGGGGCGGCCGUCACGACCGCGGACGGGAAGUCCGUGGGGAAGCUGCGGACCCACGACGGCGACGUGGGUCUGGCUCUCGUCCGAUUGGCUCACGCUAACGAGCGGCUGCACGUGAGCGCCGAGGGCGGCCACGCGCUCGAGCUGAAGACGUCCGUGCCCGACUGGUGGCACAAAGACGGCGGUGGCGACAAGAAUAAAUAAUUUAUUAUCGUAGGUUUUUUUUUUUUUCUCUUCUUUCCCUUCCCUCCACCAACUGGCACAACGGAAACUGUGCCAGGACUGUGCCCAAGCCAGCCAGGAGAGGCACGAGAUUGUUAUUGUUUUUCCUCUCUUCUCCUUCCCCCCCCCCCCCCCCCCCCCCCCCCCCCGUGGUCACGUGGAUUUUUCUCCGGGUCCACCUUUUCUCCCCCUCCCCACCCUCCGCAUUCAGAAUCGUCGUCACGCGUUUCGAGCCGUUUGGCGAUUUAAUUUCCACGGCGCCGGUGGCACCCCGCCUCUUCCUUGAGCCGCCGUCAUUGGCCGAUGGCCACUGUCGCUGCUGAGGAGAAGAGCGACGGAGCAGCUCAGUGGGGCCUCGCCUGGUAACAACAAUAACAAUUGUUUUGGGUGCGUCGUUUAGCUCCACCCACCCCCCCCCCCCCCGACACUUGGCGAUGGCAGCGGCCGUACCGCAGUUUUGGCUCGGCUCAGCCCGGCCGGUGGGAAGACAAAAAAAACAAGCCACCCGUGCCGGCUCGGAUGUGCCCCCCAUCCCGCGGGGGAGAGAGAAGGGAAAUCGGUGGCGUGGUGUUGUCACCCUCCGCGCGGAGGAGGUGGCGUUGUACAUCGUUGUUGUACAUCGUUGUUGUACAUCGUUGUUGUACAUCGUUGUUGUACAUCGGGCCUUCUUGGGUUGGGUUACGAAAACAGCCGGGAGCGUUCGCGCUAUGAGGGGGCGACGGGCGUCGGGUCAUCGCCGCUCGGUUUUCGCGUGCGGGGCUCCGCUCGGGGAUUUCGUGUCCAGCCCCCCCCGCGCACACAAGCACGUCCCGGUGUGCCUCGCACUGUGUGGCCGCUGGCUACCAGUCGCCUGCCAGCUACUCCACGGUUUGCCAGGGACCAUCUUAAGUGUUGCUGCGUCCUGCACGCCACAUCCACGAUACCACUCGCCCGGGCUGUGGCUACCGGGCACGAGGCCAUCUCUCCACUGCUGCUCCACCAGUGACGCGGAAACAAAACAUGUUGAGAAGUUAAGCAGCCCCCCCCCCCCCCCCACCCGGCUGUAUGAAUUCAUGCACUUAUUUACUAAAGUCUCAGGAAAUUGAAGGGACUAAAAAGUUGAAGGAUGCUGUUGUUGGGAAUUGAGUGGCAUUAUACACCUGAGCAAUUCAACCCCCUCCCCCCCCGGAUGGCGUUGUUGUUGUUGGCAAUCGUUGCUGGCAAUUGUCACCGCCAAUAGUUGCUGUUGCUGCACCGUUUUCCAUGCAAACCAAUUGAUGUGCCAGCCCCAACCCCCAAUUACGGACAAAUCUGACCCAUCCCACCCUGCCCCAUUCGCCGGUAACUUUUAACGGCGGUGCCCAGUCGCCGUUCGCCGUUCAAACAGCGCAUUUCACGUUCUACAGAUGUAGAUGCCACUGGUUCUUCACGUUCUGUAGAUGUAGAUGCCACUGGUUCUUCAUGUUCUCCAGAUGUAGAUGCCACUGGUUCUUCACGUUCUGCAGAUGUAGA
Petromyzon marinus (sea lamprey) is the source of this 3067-nucleotide messenger RNA. RefSeq names its product iron-sulfur cluster assembly factor IBA57 (gene IBA57). The record is from RefSeq and is a predicted model, not a curated record. Gene Ontology annotation, cellular component: mitochondrial matrix. Lineage: Eukaryota; Metazoa; Chordata; Hyperoartia; Petromyzontiformes; Petromyzontidae. Gene Ontology annotation, molecular function: protein binding. Gene Ontology annotation, biological process: iron-sulfur cluster assembly.